AUUAUCUCUUCUUUUCCGCAUGAUCAUGAGAAACAAGAGCCUAAUUGUUUGAUUAUAAGUAAGUUUUCCUUAUGAGUUCUAGAGGAGAGCGUAGGUAAGACUUACACAGUAAAACAUAAAACUAUAAAACAAUAAAAUACUACAGUAACAAAAGGACUCCCAUGCUUGGUAGCAGGCUAGUGACAAAACAAACUAACUACAAAGAUUCUGCCAGUGCUCCCGUUGCUGAUGCCAUCUUGGCUCCAUCUUCUUGAACAGGAUCUACAUUGAAAACAGAAUUCUGCCUUUUCUGUGCGAAUGCCUCCUGUUUUUACAUUUUGAGGAAAGUGAGGGCAAACAUUUAGGUCUACCUUAUUAUAACUGCCAAUUCAAAAAUGUUAAUUUAGUCAUGUACUUUUCAGUAAAAUUCACACAACAUGUGUUACUUUUUUCACUCCAUAGAAGAAAAUAUGAGGCAAUAUUUUUCCCCAAAAGACUAAUAACUUGCUCUUCACACUUGUAACAGAUAAAACAAUUGUUUAAAACUCAAAAUAUAGACUUACAGCUGCAUUUAGUAAAAUUAACUUCCUUUGUGGAAUCAAAUAAAGUUUUAUUCUAAUGAUGAAACCAAGUUCCAGGUCUAUUGCCCAUUGCCUGAAACUGUAGAUAUACUAUAGACCUGCAUAUAAAUCUCAGAUUCAUCCUUGAGCAUCAUUAGUAUUAAAUCACUUUUCAUUCACUUUCAUGGGUAUUGAAUAAAACCGAUUGAUUUCUCUGUCUUAGGUAUUCACCAGUACAACUGAAAUGGGUCCAUAUAAUUCUCCUAAACAACAUUUUUCUGUUUUGUCUUCACUACACUCUGUUUCAUAUAUCCCUCACCAUAUCUUAACCCAAUUAUAUCUGGUAACUAUAUGUUCUUGCUAUGUACAUCAUAAUUAUAUUGGACCUGAUGACAAUACAAAUGGUCACAAAUAAAGUUACAAGCAGAUUGAGCUUGUGACACCAAGGACAGUAGGGGCGGGGUACGUAGGGAUGAAAAUGGAAUGAAAAGCAUUGAAGCUUGUCCCCUGGCCCCCUCUCUCUUCACUCUGGCCCAGAGUGGCAGUUGGUGCUGGGGGGAGGAGUCCCCAACCUGAUGACAUAUGCAGGAGACAAGGUGGAACUGUCCCCUGGCCCCCCCUCUCUUCACUCUGGCCCAGAGUGGCGGUUGGUGCUGGGGGUAGAGGUCCUCAUAUCUAGCCUCCUCCUCAUAUUGGGUGAGCAAAGUGGAUCCUUAAAAGGACUGCUCAGUCUUGGAUACAGCUGUCAAACUACUCUACUGUCUCGGACUUUGAUGUAGAAUGACCGGAUCCAUAUCCACCACCCAUGUACCAGUUUGUGAUUAUGGGCUUCCAGAUUUCACAGUCCUGCCCCGUUACCACUCGCUAAUUGUCAUGGGGCUUUUGUUCUAUUUUUCUUGGAAGACACCUAUGCAUGAAUUUGAUUUAUGUGUGGAGAUCAAUGCACAGCCAGUCAACACACAGUCUUCACAGAGUAAGGGUCCCCAUUCAGUGGCAUGAUUAACACAAUGAUGGUGGCUUCCCAUCUGUUGCAGGGUUCUUCUGCCUUCACAACCAUUGUAUUAUGUACCAUUUUGUCAAAACACUAUUUUGUAAUGCUUUCUUUUUAAAAGUUUGUUCUGCUUUAAUAAACAACAUAUUGGGUCUUCUCCAGUCUUGUUUCAUUUGCCCACUUCUUCAGCAAAUCCUUGCUGAGUAAUUUUAGGGGCUGUGGCCAAGAAUUGGCCUCCACUGGAAUUGACAUUGGCAAGUAAAGAGUUGGCAACCAUUUCCUUUUUAUAAAUAAAGGCUAGUCCUUACUAAAGAGAAACCGAAUGUCAAGGGGUGUCUUUUUUUUUUCAGUGCUUUCAAUUCAAUUCACUGCUGUCAAUUUAAUUCAAUUGGAAGUGUGUUAAAAAAAUCAUUUUUAUGUUCCUGUGAUGCCAAAGAACCUUACAUUUAACUCAAUUAAACCAAAAGAAGGCAUAGAAACACAGGUUGGACAUGAAGAUAUGCCUCAAUCACAACUGCAGAGGGGGUCCAUGUUGUCUUUUAGCUUAUAUUAUUUGACCAUGUUCAAGAUUCAUUGUUGAAUUUCUGGUAAGUCAUGUGAUUUAGAAAAGCAAAGCCUAAUUAUGUAACACAUAGCCUAUAUAAGGAGGACUAAACUCCUAGUAUCUUAUCCCUGGCUUCAUAGAGCGCCUGAAAUUGUGAAACAAACUGAACAAUUAAACAAUGCUGUUGCUUGUAACGCUUUGUGCUUUAGUCCUCUUCGUAUUGCCAGAAACAACCGUGGUACCACAGCAAGUUGUUCAAACCUGCGACCCAAAAGCCUGUUCGCUAGUUGUGUGUGGACCCACUGAGAGAGGGUUACCAGGAAGAGAUGGGAGAGAUGGACUGCAAGGACCAAAAGGAGAAAAGGGAGAACUAGGACUGCAAGGACCAAAAGGGAUACUCGGUCCUCCAGGAAAAAUGGGCCCAGCUGGACCAGCAGGAAUGACAGGAGCAAAAGGAGAUGUUGGAAACAUGGGGUUACAAGGAGCAACAGGACCACAAGGAUCUGAAGGGAGGACAGGCCCUCCUGGAUCAAAAGGAGAUAAAGGUUCCACAGGAGAAAAGGGGACAAAGGGUGACAGUGGUCUCUCAGAGGUCAAUCUAUUGAAAAACCGAGUCAUUGCCCUUGAGGGACAGCUAAACGCCCUGCAAGCCAGUUUCUCCAAGUAUCAAAAAGUUGCAGCAUAUCCAGUUGGCCAAAUUGUUGGCAAUAAAGUCUUUGCAUCCAGUGGCUAUGAAGGCAACUUUGAUGAUCUGAAGCAGAGGUGUCAGGAAGCAGGCGGCCAGCUGGCUUCCCCAAGAAAUGCUGCUGAAAAUACAGCAGUCCAACAAAUUGCUAUUCUAUAUAAAAUGCCAGCAUUUCUUGGGAUAACCGACAUUCAAACAGAGGGGACAUUUAAAUACUUGAACAGUGAGACCAUUGUUUAUUCCAACUGGUAUCCACGAGAACCCAAUAAUGGUUAUAAUAGAGAGGAUUGUGCUGAAAUUCAUUUGGAUGGCAAAUGGAAUGACAGAUAUUGUAUGGAUAAGAACCUAAUCAUCUGUGAAUUUUAGGCCACUGAUCUUAAUAUGUCCAAUCUAUUUACAAUUGACCCAUACAUGUUAAUUUUAUUAGUAGGAAUCAAAAUAAAAUGAUUACCAUAUCAUUUAUCUUCACACAAUUUCAGUGAGGUACGAUGUUGGUAUGUGUACAUGAUUAAUGUAGACAUUGAGGACAAACAACAGUAGGAGUAAUCACCUAUGCACAAAUCUGGAAAAAUGAAAUGGAUAAGCUAACCAAAAUGGAAAAUUGAGUAAUUAAAAUAUUUGAACUUUCAGAAAUGAAUAAGCUAACCAUGUUGAUGAGAAGAAAAGCAAUGAAAGGCUUUAUAUAAGAUUGGGAACUUUAAAUCAAUUUUUAAUAUGAGAACAGAGAAAAAAUAAUGCUUGCAAACACAUUUUUUAAAAAAAAACCAUUGAAAUUAAACAAUUUAAAAAAGUUACUAUAACAAUCUGGAAUGUUAAGUAUCACCAGACUACUGCAAUGUGCUCUACAUGGGGCUGCCUUUGAAGACUGUUUGGAAGCUACAAGUAGUCCAAUGGGCAGCAGCCAGAUUGCUCCCUGGAUUGAAGUACAGGGAGUGCACAACACCCCUGCUACGCCUGCUCCACUGGCUGCUAGUCUGCAAUGUGCUCUACAUGGGGCUGCCUUUGAAGACUGUUUGGAAGCUUCAAGUAGUCCAAUGGGCAGCAGUCAGAUUGCUCCCUGGAUUGAAGUACAGGGAGUGCACAACACCCCUGCUAUGCCUGCUCCACUGGCUGCUAGUCUGCUACCGUGGAUAAUUCAAAGUGCUGGCUUUAGUCUAUAAUGCCCUAAACAGUUCUGGCCCAGCUUACCUGUUCGAAUGUAUUUCCCUCUAUGAACCACCUCGGAAGUCAAGAUCUUCUGAGGAGAACCUGCUCUCAGUCCCACCUCCUUCGCAGGUGCAACUGGUGAAUAUGAAAGACAGGGCCUUCUCAGUGGUGGCCCCUCAGCUAUGGAACUCCCUCCCCAGUGAAAUCGGAUCAACCCCCUCCCUCCUGACCUUUAGAAAGAAACUAAAAACUUGGCUAUUGACCAAGCUUUUGUAGAACAUUUAGUGCAAUAGCCAGCUAUGAUGUAAUUGUAACACAAUUUGAAUAGUUCCUGAAUUACGACCAGAUUUUGUGUGGUUUUAAAAGUUGAUUUUAAUGAAUGGAAAUGCUUUGAUUUUUAAUUUAAUUAUUUUAAUGUAUAUGUUUACUGUAUUUAUAUGCUUAUGUUUGUAUGGCAUUGAAUUUUGACAAUUUGGAAGCCGCUCUGAGUCCCCUUGAGGUGACCGAGAGCAGCAUAAAAUCAUAGCCAAUAAAUAAAGUAACAGUGGAAAUUGAACUCAAUCAUACCUGAACCCUCCUAGUAAGUGUGAAGUUGCCUUUAAAAAUUGUUAGUGUACAAGUUAGUUAAAUGUAUGUGAACAUUUAAUGGUAUGCUUGCGUAAAUUUCAUGAAAUGUCUAUAUAUUUCAUAAAGUAUGUUUCUGUAUGAUAUAGCUGUUAUGUUUUCAAAAUAAAUAUA
Anolis sagrei ordinatus is the source of this 4643-nucleotide messenger RNA. The record is from RefSeq and is a predicted model, not a curated record. Lineage: Eukaryota; Metazoa; Chordata; Lepidosauria; Squamata; Anolidae.